Messenger RNA from Clarias gariepinus (North African catfish), 2088 nucleotides. RefSeq names its product mucin-5AC. The transcript is spliced from 4 exons. The record is from RefSeq and is a predicted model, not a curated record. Bases 1 to 2088 code for a protein of 695 amino acids. Lineage: Eukaryota; Metazoa; Chordata; Actinopteri; Siluriformes; Clariidae.
AUGAAGGGCCCAGGAUGCACAACACCCAAAACACACACCACAACAAUCACCACAACCACCAGCACACCGACACCUACACCAACAAGCACAACAACAACCAGCACACCAACACCUACACCAACAACAACUACUACGACUACUACAACAACACCUUCUCCUUCCUCGACACCUUCGUGCACACUUGAAUGCUCUUGGUCUGACUGGAUGGACUUUGGGCCUCCUACAACUGGUCCUAAUGGUGGUGAAGUUGUCCCAAUUGGAAAAAUAAGGCAGACUUAUUCAAAGAUCUGUUCCACUCCACAAAAUGUUGAGUGUAGAGCAAAACUCUACCCUUCUUUGCCGCUCUCACAGUUGGGUCAGAUAGUGACUUGUAAUGCUCAAGAAGGACUCAUUUGUCUAAACCAAAACCAAGGACUUCAACAGCAGUGCUUUGAUUAUGAAAUUCGAGUGUCUUGUUGUGAAAUGAAGGGCCCGGGCUGCACAACACCCAAAACACACACCACAACAACCAGCACACCGACACCUACACCAACAAGCACAACAACAACCAGCAAACCAACAACCAGCACACCAACACCUACACCAACAACAACUACUACGACUACUAUAACAACACCUACUCCUUCCAUGACACCUUCGUGCACACUUGAAUGCUCUUGGUCUGACUGGAUGGACUUUGGGCCUCCUACAGCUGGUCCUAAUGGUGGUGAAGUUGUCCCAAUUAGACAAAUAAGGCAGACUUAUCCAAAGAUCUGUUCCACUCCACAAAAUGUUGAGUGUAGAGCAAAACUCUACCCUUCUUUGCCGCUCUCACAGCUGGGUCAGAUAGUGACUUGUAAUGCUCAAGAAGGACUCAUUUGUCUAAACCAAAACCAAGGUCUUCAACAGCAGUGCUUUGAUUAUGAAAUUCGAGUGUCUUGUUGUGAAAUGAAGGGCCCAGGAUGCACAACACCCAAAACACACACCACAACCACCAGCACACCGACACCUACACCAACAAGCACAACAACAACCAGCACACCAACACCUACACCAACAACAACUACUACGACUACUACAACAACACCUACUUCUUCCUCGACACCUCCGUGCAUGCUUGAAUGCUCUUGGUCUGACUGGAUGGACUUUGGGCCUCCUACAACUGGUCCUAAUGGUGGUGAAGUUGUCCCAAUCAGAAGGAUAAGCCAAACCUAUCCAAAGCUGUGUUCCUCCCCACAACAAGUUGAAUGUAGAGCAAAACUCUACCCUGCCCUGCCGCUCUCACAGUUGGGUCAGAUAGUGACUUGUAAUGCACAAGAAGGACUAAUUUGUCUCAACCAGGACCAAGGUCUUCAACAGCAGUGCUUUGAUUAUGAAAUUCGAGUGUCUUGUUGUGAAAUGAAGGGCCCGGGUUGCACAACACCCAAAACACACACCACAACAAUCACCACAACCACCAGCACACCGACAACGACACCAACAAGCACAACAACAACCAGCACACCAACACCUACACCAACAACAACUACUACGACUACUACAACAACACCUUCUCCGUUCUACACAACUCCAUGCUUACUUGAAUGCUCUUGGUCUGACUGGAUGGACUUCGGGCCUCCUACAACUGGUCCUAAUGGUGGUGAAGUUGUCCCAAUUAGAAGGAUAAGCCAGACUUAUCCAAAGCUCUGUUCCUCCCCACAACAAGUUGAAUGCAGAGGAAAACUCUACCCUGCCCUGCCGCUCUCACAGUUGGGGCCCGGGCUGCACAACACCCAAAACACACACCACAACAACCAGCACACCGACACCUACACCAACAAGCACAACAACAACCAGCAAACCAACAACCAGCACACCAACACCUACACCAACAACAACUACUACGACUACUAUAACAACACCUACUCCUUCCAUGACACCUUCCUGGGGCCCGGGCUGCACAACACCCAAAACACACACCACAACAACCAGCACACCGACACCUACACCAACAAGCACAAUAACAACCAGCAAACCAACAACCAGCACACCAACACCUACACCAACAACAACUACUACGACUACUACAACAACACCUACUCCUUCCUCGACACCUUCGUGCACACUUGA